AUGCUGUCCCUCGCGACGGUUGCAUCAGGCGACGACGCGCCCGGUCCUCUCUCCCCUGCUCCCGGCGGUCGUCGUCGCCUCAAACUCGACAAAGCCGGCCGGCCCGCCGUGCCUUGCGCCGCCUCUUCCGGCCAUGGCGGACCCUCCGUUGGCCUUGCUGCUCUUUCCGCCACUAACAGGAUUGUCAGCCGCAGGUUUCCCGGCGUGUAUGACGGCGCGUCCAGCGGCGGAAUUGACUCGGACUUAAGAGGCGAGAAGGGGGAAUAUCCCUUCAAAAAUGGGGAGUACCCGCUUCAGUGGGGGGAAUACCCUUUUGCCGUCGUUCCGGACCUCCGCGCAAGCGACCUCGAAAGUUCCGCCGCGGACGCGCUGCUAGAUGCGGACCCUGACGACGCUUGCGCCGAUGCGGACGAUGACGUCAGCAUCGACAUUCCCGUUGACUUGGACAGACUGUUCCGCAAGUGCGCGGAGCAGCAACAGAUGCUGCGCGAGGCGGAAGGCGGAGGGGGAACGGGUGGAAGGGGACUGGGGGGAGAUGCCGCCAGGCACCUGUCAACGUUGGCGGAAGCGGGGAAGCAUGGGAUGACUAAACUAUGGGCGGUUUUAGGGACAGGCGGUAAGGCUGCUCUAGGAGCAACAGGAGCGGUGUUCCCGUCUACUGGGUCUCGCGGGAGCGCUGAUUCUAGGGAUGAUUCGCAUGGAAGAGCGGAAGACAAUAAGGGAGAAGGGCGAGCGGAGGAGCAGGCCUUGAAGGGAGCUGCUACCGCUACUGUUACUGCUACCGCUGCUGCUACUAACGGGUAUAAAGCAAUGCAUUUUCGGAGCAAGUCGGUGGCGGAGGGACGGACAGGGUACAGUGGCCUAUUAAGAUCCGACACGUCACCAGGGGAAAAGGGCAGCAGCAGCAGCGAUGCGAAUUCCACGACGAACGCAUCAUCUGGGCAGAUUCUGGCUGCUAGCGAAGCAGCUAAUAGGGAAGCUGGAGGGGAUGCGGCAGGAGCAAGAGAGGACGGGGCAGGCGGGAUGGGGCGAGAAGGACAGAGUCAACAGCGGCCGCAGCAGCAGCAGCAGCAGUUGCUUGUAGGACGAUCGGUGUUUGAGUUGACAAACGGCAAGAUGACUAUGGCGAAUUGGCAGGCAGCAGUGGCGGCGCUGCCCCCUGAUAUAGUCACAGAGAGCGUGAUUCUGAGGUUCCGGGCGGUGGACGGUGAUGGCGACGGGGGCUGUAUUGAUGGUGAUACGGAUGAUGGUGAUGAUGAUGUUGGUGAUGAUGAUGUUGGUGAUGAUAGUGGUGAUGAUGAUGGUAGUGAGGAUGAUGAUGAUGAUGAGGAGGAGGAGGAGGAGGAGGAGGAGGAGGAGGAGGAGGAGGAGGAGAGGAGGAGGAGGAGGAGGAGGAGGAGGAGGAGGAGGAGGAGGAGGAGGAGGAGGAGGAGGAGGAGGAGGAUGAGGAGGAAUGAUGAUGGUGAUGAUGCAAGUGACAGUGAUAGCAGGGAGGGUACUGCCACUGCUGCCAGUGCUGCCAAUGGGGCUAUGGGGGCUUUUGACUUUACCCUCUCCCGUGUGACCACCUUUGCUCGCUCCCUCACCGCGUCCUCCUCCUCCCGCCCCCUUCUCAGGCGCCUCAAAACAGAAGCCUCCUAUUCCUCCUGCCCGGUUUUGGAGAAGGGGGAGGGCGUGCAGGGGAAGGGAGGGGCAGAGGGGGAGAUAAUGGAGAAGGGAGGGUGGCAGGAGCAAGGGGGGGAGGACGCGAUUGGGCAGGAGCAAGGGGGGGAGGACGCGAUUGGGCAGGAGCAAGGGGGGGAGGACGCGAUUGGGCAGGAGCAAGGGGGGGAGGACGCGAUUGGGCAGGAGCAAGGGGGGGAGGACGCGAUUGGGCAGGAGCAAGGGGGGGAGGACGCGAUUGGGCAGGAGCAAGAGGGGGAGGACGCGAUUGGGCAGGAGCAAGGGGGGGAGGACACGAUUGGGCAGGAGAAAGGGGGGGAGGACACGAUUGGGCAGGACGGGAGGGAGGAGUGGGAGGGGGAGUGGGAAACAGAGGAGGAGGAGGAGGAGGAGCUGGAGGAGGAGGAGGAGGAGGAGGAGGAGGAGGAGGAGGAGGAGGAGGAGGAGGAGGAGGAGGAGGAGGAGGAGGAGGAGGAGGAGGAGGAGGAGGAGGAGGAGGAGGGGGAGGAGAAGGAAGACGGGGAGAGGAGGGAGGAGACGGGGAGGAAGGACAAGGGGAGGGAAGGGACGAAAGAGGGGGACAGGGAGGAGGAGAGCAGGCGGAGGAGGAGGGAGAGGCGUUCCCUAGGGGCAGUAGACGUGGAGAGGUGGCUGGCUGGUGCGGUUGAUGGCAUGGGGGUUGAUGGCAUGGGGGUUGAUGGCAUGGGGGUUGAUGGCAUGCGGGUUGCAGCGCCGCCAGGUUCAAGGGAGGAAGAUAUGUACCCUCGUUUAGAGCUGAUUCCGUAUAGCUUUGAAUCGCUGCAAAGCUACAGUGGGGGGGGUGCUGAAACGGGAAAUGGGUAUGAAGGGCAAGGCAUGGGCCAUGAGGGCAUGUAUCGGCAUGAUGGGAUGCAUUUUGAUGGGAUUUGUUGGGAUGGGAUUGUUCCAGGCAUGGUUGAGGGAUUGGGGUUGGCUGGAAGUAUGGGGAUGGUGGUUGAAGGUAUGGGUGAUGGUACAGGAGGGAUGGGAGAAUCCAUGAGGAAUGUGGUUACACACAAGCAACCAUGUGGAGCAGCAGCAGCAGCAGGAGCAGCAGCAGCAGCAGCAGCAGCAACAGCAGCAACAGCAACAGCAGCAGCAGAGGCAGCAGCAGCAGCAGCAGCAGCAGCAGCAGCAGCAGCAGCAGCAGCAGCAGCAGCAGCAGCAGCAGCAGCAGCAGCAGCAGCAGCAGCAGCAGCAGCAGCAGCAGCAGCAGCAGCAGCAGCAGCAGCAGCAGCAGCAGCAGCAGCAGCAGCAGCAGCAGCAGCAGCAGCAGCAGCAGCAGCAGCAGCAGCAGCAGCAGCAGCAGCAGCAGCAGCAGCAGCAGCAGCAGCAGCAGCAGCAGCAGCAGCAGCAGCAGCAGCAGCAGCAGCAGCAGCAGCAGCAGCAGCAGCAGCAGCAGCAGCAGCAGCAGCAGCAGCAGCAGCAGCAGCAGCAGCAGCAGCAGCAGCAGCAGCAGCAGCAGCAGCAGCAGCAGCAGCAGCAGCAGCAGCAGCAGCAGCAGCAGCAGCAGCAGCAGCAGCAGCAGCAGCAGCAGCAGCAGCAGCAGCAGCAGCAGCAGCAGCAGCAGCAGCAGCAGCAGCAGCAGCAGCAGCAGCAGCAGCAGCAGCAGCAGCAGCAGCAGCAGCAGCAGCAGCAGCAGCAGCUGCCGUCUCCUCAUUACCAACCCACACCUUCCACAAAUCUCUCUUCUUAUUCACCGCACCAAGGGAGGGGACCAUUGGGUUUGACGGCAUACAGAGCAGCAGCUGA
Closterium sp. Yama58-4 is the source of this 3432-nucleotide messenger RNA. Lineage: Eukaryota; Viridiplantae; Streptophyta; Zygnematophyceae; Desmidiales; Closteriaceae. The record is from the annotation of a GenBank genome assembly.